This is a messenger RNA of Drosophila pseudoobscura, 912 nucleotides long. RefSeq lists its product as uncharacterized. The record is from RefSeq and is a predicted model, not a curated record. Bases 109 to 609 code for a protein of 166 amino acids. The transcript has a single exon. NCBI's taxonomy places the organism in Eukaryota, Metazoa, Arthropoda, Insecta, Diptera, Drosophilidae.
UACCCAAUCGGUAGGUAGAUUAUCUUUAUCCAUCAGGUACAUCCUUUUGGCCUAUAAAAGCCUUACCCUAAAUGCCAAUGGACAUCAGUUCCUUGCCAGCCAGCAAUCAUGAAGUACCACCGUGUGAUGAACAAACGAAAGACCAACCAGACCCCAUCGCCAGCCAGGGAAUCCGAAGUGAAUAUCCACAAACAGGAUUUUGAUGGCCGCAUCUCGUAUGGUGCUUUGGAAAUGGAGGCUGCUGCCGCUCUGCUCAUGUUGCGCUAUCAGUACGAUAGGCAGUCGGUGCCAAUGCCCUCCACCUCUGUAACACGUUCGCCCACACCGCCGCAGCAUAUCGCCGACAAAUUGACGCCCAAGGAUCAGGCUGUGCGCACUCCCGACUCUGCUCAGCCUAUCAAGAAGCGUUCGAUUCCCAACCAUCUGCUGAGACGCUCUUUGACUCCAGCCAAAUCUACUACCAAUGCAGGAGGAUCAUCAUCGAUAGUGAAAGCCAAAUCCCGAUUGACGCCUGUGCCCCGCCGUAGUGAAAAUGACUGCAACAAAGUUCUGCUCAAGUCCUGCCGCAAUAUGAUACGCGAGUUUUUGGACAAUCAGGAACUUAUCUAGGGAGGAGAGGACGAUGAUGAUCCAUAGGAUCUUCCAGUGUGUAUAUCAUUUUUCAUUUAUUUAUUACAUAUAAAUUUGUUUCCGUUUUCUUGAAUAUUUUUUUAAUACAUAUAAAUUGUAUAUGUACCUAUUGAUCGAAAGAUAUACUAGGUAAAGGUUUUUGCAAAUGGAAGAACAGGUAUUGUGGCGACACUAGAGUGCUAAUUAUUAGCUAUUGGCGGUGUUUAAACUUAAUGCGUAAGCGAAAAAACAGAUAAAAAAUAUAUAUAUAUAUCGUAUGUACGAAAAUUAGAUGUACUAUAA